Messenger RNA from Seminavis robusta, 1510 nucleotides. The record is from the annotation of a GenBank genome assembly. NCBI's taxonomy places the organism in Eukaryota, Bacillariophyta, Bacillariophyceae, Naviculales, Naviculaceae.
ACAUCAAUUUGCUAAAUCUUUAAUGCUCCCGAUUUCACAUGCCAAAUAUGCUACUGUACCGCUUGUUUGAUAUCCAUUCAUGUAUCUUCCACCACACCAACAGCAACAAAACAAACAACAACAAGAUCAAUCUCCUGUUUCGGCAAAUAUGUUCUACGUGACAACUCUUGAGCAUGAGAUUGUGCUGGAGCCUGUGUACUUUGGACCCAAACUUAGGGCCACCAUUGUCCGGUUACUCAAAGAAGAAGUAGAAGGAUUGGCCCUAGCAACCUAUGGCUACGUGGUCAAUGUGAUUGAGGUAUUGGAAGAUCAAAUCAAAUCUGGGAUUAUUGAAUACGAUACAGGGAAUGUGGUGUUCACUGUAAAAUACACGGCACUGUUGUUGCGUCCCUUCAUCAACGAAGUGCUGGAUGCCACCGUGUCACAGUGCAACUCACUUGGAUUCUUUGCCUUUGUGGGUCCACUUCGUAUUUUUGUGUCCAAGCAUUCCAUGCCAGAAGACAUGUUCAAUGGAUAUGACGGGGAAAAAGAUGCUUGGAUCAGUGACGAUAAGGAAGUGAUUAUUUCCUCGGGUUGUGGCGUCCGUCUCAAGAUCAAGGGUCGGACCGUAGAAUCGGGCAACAUCACAGCCAUUGGUACCAUCAAAGACAAUUAUCUUGGUUUGGUAGAUGACGGCGAGGCUGCCAACUAAUAAACGAAAUUAGACGGAUUGGUGGCAGCACUUCGGAUUUCCCCCUAUCGUCCAGCAUCAAACGUUCAGCAGUUUUUCAACUAGGGGUGGGGUGUCCAUCUUGCCUGCCACACAGUACCGCUAUCAUACGGUACCAGUAGCACGAACAGUGGAUAACAUGCUCAAGCAAAUACGGCAUCCAAAACAACAGUGGCGAGUGGCCAUGGGUAAAAGAUGAUGGUCCUUCUUGCUCGAUUAUUCGGUCUUAUCCUUUUUCUGGCAAGCAGAUCUUUCAUCCCUUCAAACAUAUUGGAUAAACAUGGCCGAGUUGGGUGCAACACUAACAGCAAACCCAACAGAACUGUUGCAUCUCCCUUCUCUUUCAGGGUGGUAAAGAUUCGUGCCACACCUCCCACCAGAUUCAGUGAAUUGGUGACAAUGGAUUGUGCCCCUGUGUGUUGUGUGUUGGACUUUAUAGGUUGCAAAGACUUGAGCUCUUCGAGAAAUAGAUGCGAAAACGUUUAGUCUAAGGUUUGCUUCUAGCCCUUAUUACUACCCGUUCAAAGCUGUCUUCUUGUUUGAUAAUCGUGACUCAAGAAACCUCACUACGUUUUGAGAAUGAAACGGGGUUUAGUUUUAGAGCACGGAGAUGAUCGAGGACGGCACCCGUCGAAUGAAUCUCGAUCACUCCUCCGACCUCUGGACGCAUACUAGCUAGUAUGACCAUGUCACCUCAAGCCUGUCCCUUGGACUUGGUAGCUGUACGGUAUGCAACAAUUCAAUCGAUAGAGGGCCAAUUAUAUAGAAUUGAGUAAAUAUUAAUACACAGACCUGUCUCCC